UAUGCGCCACAUUGCUACAGUUGGCGAUUAGGUAUGUUGCUGUGACACUUUUCGAUAGUCCAACCUUCGGCUUUGGUUUCCAGUGUACCGUCAGUCUAUGUUUGGUGUUUGGUGAACGCUUUGUAACGGCGAUCAGCAUCGGGAUUCCUUUCACGACGCGGAGGAUAUACAUUUUCAGACGAAAUGGUCGCCAUAAAAGGACGAAAGAGUUCUACGAAAAAUCCGCCGAUAUUAAGUCAUGAGUUUGUUAUUCAAAAUCAUGCGGAUAUUGUAUCCUGCGUGGCUAUGGUUUUCAUAGUUGGUUUGAUGGUGCAGGUAACUUCACCAUGGGCAUAUACCUUCAUUGCUAUUCAUCAUAAUGUGUCUACUUCGUCAGAGUAUGAAGAUUUCAUUGUGCCUCAGAAAUAUACUACUGGCUGGAAGGAUGCGUGCGCAGUAUUUUUCUAUUUUCUUAUCACUAUUGUUAUGCACGCUGUCAUCCAGGAAUACAUAUUUGAUAAAAUCUCUAAGCGUCUCCAUUUGAGCAAGAUUAAGCUUUCCAAGUUCAACGAAUCCAGCCAACUCAUUACAUUCUAUGUUUUGUCUGCAAUUUGGGGUAUCGAUAUUAUUCUUAGGGAUAAUCUUCUUCUAAAUAUUCCUUCUCUAUGGGAGAAUUAUCCAGAAGUAAUGUCCUUCUCUCUGAAACUAUUUUUCAUCGGACAGCUAGCUUACUGGCUUCAUGCUUACCCUGAAUUAUACUUCCAACGUAUCAAGAAGGAAGAAAUUCCGUCCAGAGUAUUCCAAGCCACAAUUGGUCUGAUCUUCACAGGUGCAGCGUACUUCCUUAACUUUCAGCACAUUGGCGUUAUUUUGUUAGUCCUUCACUACAUCGGAGAUGCUCUCCAGCAUGGUGCAAGAAUUAUCCACUUCGUAGACCAGAAAGAAAAUGCAACUCGUUUGGCUUUCUUAAUCGCUAAUUCAGCCUUUAUCUUCGUCCGACUGGCAACCGUCGCUCUCGCAGCUCUCGUCUUCUUCUAUGGCUUAGGACAAACCGAAACAACUCUUGAUUACACAACUGGUAACUUCAACAUCCCAGCUGUGCGAUAUUCAGUGCUCGGUGUUAUUGUUGCUUUCCAACUUUAUCUUCUCUUUGGCUUCGCGAAGAGAACGAUUAAAAGAGCUCGUGAAAACAAGGCGCCAAUCAUCUCGAAAAUUAAGCCCAAACAGAAAGUCAGGAGGAAGGAAGGAAAGAAAGCAACUCUCUCUGAAGACGACGACCUGCCCGAAGUUGAUCAGGCAACUAAGAAGAAUCUAAGAUCCCGCACUGCUUCUAAAACAAAAUAAAUGGUCGCUAUAUUAGCGGUAGAUAAAUUUUAAACCUGAUAAUGUCCUUUUUGACUUUAAUUCAGCUGCGGGUUGUGGAUCGUUUUUAAAAACGUUGAUAAAUUCGUCGAUGAUCGCCGUGAAAUGCACAAAGAUAAGGUAUAUAUUAUGGAAAAGCAGUAUUGGUUUAUGAAUUGGAAAAUUGGAUGCUGGGCAAAUGGAUUUUAAAUGCUACCAGAAAAAAGUUGUAGGUCGUGUGACAAAGUAAAAUUAUUUUACUUUUCUCUGCAAGAGUUAAACUUUGUGCACGAUGAGACGAACCGUUCUGAUAUUUACACAUUAAGCAGAGAAUAUUCGUUUUUUGUUUUUCUAUUUUAUUAGGGAUUAUUCCAUUUGUGAAUUUUGUCUCGGUUCUUUGAUAUGCAGAUAAAUACCACCUGCUGAGAGGAGACAGAUUUUAUAUAAAAAAAAAAGUUAUUGUCUUCACCGACGAUGACGUUAUCAAUUUUGUAAAAUACAAGAGUGAGAACUGAUUAAGCAUUUCUGAGAAGCAUAGUAUUUUUUCUUAACUUAUGCAUAAUACGCACUUUUAAUCUAUAUUGUAAUUUCUGUAAUGUUUUAAUUACAGUUAUUAACAUUUCACGCGUGUUAAGGUUCACAGUCUAAAAAAAAUUGUACGAUUCGUGGCCUAAUUUGCAAAAAAUAGUGAUCAGAAACAUACUAUGGUACCAAAUUGUUAUUGUUUCGAUUUGAGUUCGAUAUAUAUUGUUAUUACAUCGAAUCACAAUGGGUCUAGCAUUUAAUCGUAGAGACAUAUCUAUUUAGGUUAUUAAAAAAUUUUCCUAUGGGUACAUGAGACGAGCAUUAAAACAAUAAUGAAAAAG
Cephus cinctus (wheat stem sawfly) is the source of this 2186-nucleotide messenger RNA. It is a transcript of the gene TRAM, whose product is annotated as translocating chain-associated membrane protein 1. Gene Ontology annotation, biological process: protein insertion into ER membrane; SRP-dependent cotranslational protein targeting to membrane, translocation. The coding region runs from base 184 to 1323 and encodes 379 amino acids. Gene Ontology annotation, cellular component: endoplasmic reticulum membrane. The transcript has 7 exons. The record is from RefSeq and is a predicted model, not a curated record. NCBI's taxonomy places the organism in Eukaryota, Metazoa, Arthropoda, Insecta, Hymenoptera, Cephidae.